Mugil cephalus (flathead mullet) is the source of this 3178-nucleotide messenger RNA. It is a transcript of the gene cpvl, whose product is annotated as carboxypeptidase vitellogenic like. Lineage: Eukaryota; Metazoa; Chordata; Actinopteri; Mugiliformes; Mugilidae. The transcript is spliced from 13 exons. The record is from RefSeq and is a predicted model, not a curated record. Gene Ontology annotation, molecular function: serine-type carboxypeptidase activity. Gene Ontology annotation, biological process: proteolysis. The coding region runs from base 155 to 1591 and encodes 478 amino acids.
CGAUCACGUGAUCCAACAUAACACGUGACCGGUAGAGAGAUGAUCAUGUGACUUGAUAUAACCGUGUGCGCAGCCGCUUGCCGUCCACUGGUUGUAGCUGUGUCUGGAGGCUGAAUUCAUACAGAAUAAUUCUGUGAUUGAAACCACAGCGAUAAUGAGGCUUCUGAAGGAGACUUUGAGGUUCCUGUUACUCUGGGCCUGUCUGGACUCUACCACCUCACGUAGCUGCUCGUCGUUUUUCUGCCGUAAAUCUCACCGUGUCAGCAGCCUUAAUGGAGACGACCCGGGCUCCCCCCUCUUCCUCACUCCCUACCUGGAGAAGGGCGCCAUAGAUGAAGCUCGCAAACUGAGUCUGGUAGGAACCCUGCCAGGAGCCAAUGUCAAGAGUUACGCUGGAUACCUCACAGUCAACAAGACAUGCAACAGCAACCUCUUCUUUUGGUUCUUCCCUGCACAUGCGGCAGACCCAGGGAAAGCUCCAGUCCUGCUCUGGCUGCAGGGUGGACCCGGUGGCACCUCCAUGUUCGGCCUCUUUGUGGAACAUGGACCAUAUGUGGUGCACAAGAACUUGACUGUCGGUUUGAGGGAUUAUGCUUGGACGAGCAGAUACUCGGUUUUAUACAUUGACAAUCCAGUUGGGACAGGGUUCAGCUUCACUGAUAAUGACGCAGGUUAUGCUCAGAACCAGGAUGAUGUUGGCAGAGAUUUGUACAGUGCUUUGACACAGUUCUUCCAGAUCUUUCCUGAUUAUCAGUCCAAUGACUUCUAUGCAACUGGAGAGUCAUAUGCAGGGAAGUAUGUCCCUGCCAUUUCUUACUACAUCCAUAAAAACAACCCCAGUGCCAAGGUGAAAAUCAACUUGAAGGGGAUGGCUAUAGGUGAUGGACUCUGUGAUCCAGAGCUGAUGCUGGGGGGCUAUGGGGAGUUCCUGUAUCAAACAGGAAUGAUAGAUGAGCUCCAGAAGCAGUACGUUGACAAGCAGACAGACCUUGGAGUUCAGCUCAUCCAACAGAAGAAGUGGGUGGAUGCUUUUAAGGUUUUUGAUAGCUUGCUGAAUGGUGACGUAGAUCCAUACCCCUCCUUUUUCCAAAAUGCUACAGGCUGCACCAACUACUUCAACUACAUGACAUGUCAGGAACCCGAAGACCAAGAGUACUUCUCCCAGUUUGUGACUCUGCCAGCGGUGCGGCGAGCCAUCCACGUGGGAAACCUGACGUUCAACGAUGGCUCGGAGGUGGAGAAGCACCUCGUGCAGGAUGUCAUGAAGAGCAUUAAACCGUGGCUGGGGGUGCUGAUGGAUAAUUACAGGGUCUUGAUCUAUAGUGGUCAGCUGGAUGUAAUUGUAGCUGCUCCGUUGACUGAGAGGUUCCUUCCUACUGUCAACUGGACCGGCGCUGCAGAGUACAAGACAGCCCCUCGCUUCCACUGGAAGAUCCAGCCCACUGACAAGGAGGUGGCUGGUUAUGUUCGACAGGUUAAAGAGUUUUACCAGGUUAUCAUAAGGGGAGGGGGACACAUUCUCCCUUACGACCAGCCGGCGCGGUCCUUUGAUAUGAUUGACAGAUUCUUCUCAACACAGGGCUGGGUAUGAAAGGUACUGGUGCUGGAGUAAUACAGCUGAGAAAUGGACUCGCAAUUUAACUUGAUUGUAAAAACUGAUUGUCACAGACACUAUAAAUCAGCAUAUUGUUUGUGCUUUGAAUUUUAUUGUGCAGCAGAUGACUUUAGUAGAAGAAGCAUCUGUUUUUAACUUUGCCUGCUCUCUGCUAUGUUGCAAAUUAAUUACUGCAGGUUCUCUGAUCCUGAUCUGACCUCUGAACUGUUCAAGUACUAAAAAGUAGAAUGCAGCAGUUCAGUCUGAUUAUCAGAUUAAAUUUGGACUCAUUCAUGGUUUUUUCUGGGAUCUGUGUCAUGCUGCGUUUCAUCUUUAAGCCCAUGCUUCAAGAUCAAACUCAAUGAUAUAGUGCUGUGAUAAAGUAUUUGACCCCUUCAUGUCCUCUGUCUCAUUUUGAACUGCAUCACGUCUUCAAAUGCAAUCCAACAAAAAACAAAGCCAAGGACUAGAACAAAGCCCAGUUAGUUCCAGCCCUGUUGAAUUAUACCCAUAAAUGGACUAUUUAUAGAAACGAGUUGGAAAAGCUUCACCUGUGUUGCGAUGCCAAAAUCAGGAAGUGGUGACUGAAUGUCAUUCAGCAACUUGAGAAACCUCACAACGCUGACUGCAAGGAGGAGGAAUCGAGACAGAACACGGGAAUAGAUCAUCAUAACCUAACCUGUAUUUCUAAGGAUCUGGCAUCCAAGGAACUGCAGGCCUUUCUCACCCCAAUAAAGAGUUCAUGACUCUACAAACCAUAGCCCUGUUUACAUUUGGUCUAAACAGGUCCAGAAGACUGGGGAAGUGUAGUGGGGUGAAGAUCACUGCUAAAGGUGGCUAGCUAAUUAUUGUGUGCAGGGGACAAUUACUUUUUCACUUGGGUGAUUUCAGUUCUUAAUAACAUUUUCUGCUUCAAAAGAAACAUUGAAAGUGGAGAAUCUUCUUGAAAUAAAAAAAUGUUUCUACAUCAGUUUGAAGAUGGAAUUUAUUCCCAUCAACCUUAAUUGUUGGACUUUUGUGACACUGUUUUAAAACAUGUGGCAGCAGAUGUUUCUGAAGUUGUACUUUUUGACUGUCACUAGGGGGCACUGUACUCCAGACGAAUGUCUGCUGUCUAAUCCAUGUCAAAAAAUAAAAUAAAAAAAAAUUUAAAAAAAGAUUGCAUCUAAAACAGUUGGCCAUACACUGUUUUCUAGAAAGUUUAAAUAAUCUGACUUUAGUUCCUGAAAAUUAAUGAAUUGUUCCUCAACAUCUGAAUGUAAACUGCUGGAAAUUAAUUUAUUACACAACAGUUUUGUGGCUCAGAUUUCAUUGGCUCGUAAAAUCUAUCUGAUUUGGAAUUUUGACAGGGUUCCACAAAGAUGUGUGUGUACUGAAGUUUACAUCCAUGUUAUUUUAUCAAGCAUCGGUUUUGAUCAUCAAUUUCCUUUCGUUUCUAUGGGACGUACUGUUGCUGUGCCACUGAGUUCCAAGAACAAUGGGGGGGAAAAGUUACUUGUAUGUUAGAGAACAAGUGCUUUGUUUUCAUACUGCAAUGUACUUUUGGAUGUGUCAAAGAUUAACAAUAAAAUUGAUUUGAUUGCA